Rotaria sp. Silwood1 is the source of this 1446-nucleotide messenger RNA. The record is from the annotation of a GenBank genome assembly. NCBI's taxonomy places the organism in Eukaryota, Metazoa, Rotifera, Eurotatoria, Philodinida, Philodinidae.
AUGCUUAAUCGAUUUUGUUUACAAAUUUUACCUUCGAUUCAUGAUAAAAUUCAAUGGCUUGAUAUUGAUUUAUCAUCUAUAAAACAUGUUUUACGUGUUGCCAAUUAUCCUAACUUAGAUAGUCUUGGUCUUUAUAAUAUUGAUGAAGAGUCAGCUCAAUGUCUUUUUAAUGACUAUAUCAUUGAAUAUAUUGAUUAUGUAUGUUUAGAUGAAACUCUUUCGAGUAUUUUCAAAAAUCAGAUAACAAAACUUUUUUUUACAAUAUAUAAUAAUAAUGAUGAUAAUCAUGAACGGAUGACACUGUCAGUGGCACACGCAUGUGAUAAAAUCUUCACUGUUUUCACUCGUCUGACAACUUUUGUAUUAUAUGAAUCAUCGUAUAAAAAUCGUGUUCGAUUAAUUUUUGAUAAUCCAUUUUUUCCUAAUGUUCGUUCUUCAACUCUUUUGAAAUUAAUUAUCAACGUACAUUCUUUUGAUGAUUGUCUUUAUCUUCUCGAUGGUCGUUUUGAUCAACUUCACACGCUUCAUGUCGAUUUGGCUAAUACUUGGUGUCCAGAUGAAAUUAUAAAUCAAGGUGAUUUACCAAAUCUAAAGUGUUUUUCUCUUUCCUGUGAACUCGCAACAUAUCAUUAUAAUGAAGCCAUUCUUCCACUUCUCUAUCGAAUGUCAAAUCUAGAAGAACUCGGUUUAUAUCUUACGGUGUAUGUUGAUGAAACAUUUAUUGAUGGAAGUCAUCUCAAGACAAAAGUUAUUAAACAAAUGCCACGAUUAAAUCAAUUUACAUUUUUUAUUAGAUCAUUCAUCGAUAUUUUUAAUGAAAUGAGUUUUCCAUCAACAGAAGAUAUUCAACAAACAUUCAUUGACUUUCCAUUUAAUAAAAUAAUUUCUUAUGUUGAUUAUUUUGCAGAUAGAAAACAAAGUCAAUGUUAUAUUUAUUCAUAUCCAUUUCUAAUGCGAUAUUAUACCGGCAUUACAAAUAAUUUUCCAGGUGGAUUAUUUGAACAUGUUCGUGUGGUGUCAUUAUUUGAUGAACAACCUUUUGAACAUGAAUUUUUUCUUCGAAUUCAGAAAUCAUUUCCGUUUAUAGAAGAAUUAUCUUUAGUUAAUUAUAAACCACAAAACCGAAAACAAUCUUAUGAAUCAAACAGUAAUAAUCAAACUUUAUCGCUUAUUGAAUAUUUAUUUCUUACGAAACUUUAUAUUAGCGAUGUUCAUGAUGAUUAUAUAGAACAAUUUCUUUUUCAUACUAAAACAUAUUUGCAAAAUAAUAUUAUUGUUUAUGUUGAUUAUGAAUCUUUACAACGAGUAACACACAAUUUUACAAGAGAUUCUACUCGAACUAAUUGUGCCAAAAUAAGUAAAUUACAUUUUUGGGGUCAAGAAAAACCUUCCAAUUCUUUAGAAGAAUAUUUUCCUUAUGCAAAAAUAUGUUAUGGAUUAUAUUGA